Messenger RNA from Trichoderma gamsii, 1266 nucleotides. RefSeq names its product ferrochelatase. Bases 1 to 1266 code for a protein of 421 amino acids. The transcript has 3 exons. Gene Ontology annotation, molecular function: protoporphyrin ferrochelatase activity. Gene Ontology annotation, biological process: heme biosynthetic process. The record is from RefSeq and is a predicted model, not a curated record. NCBI's taxonomy places the organism in Eukaryota, Fungi, Ascomycota, Sordariomycetes, Hypocreales, Hypocreaceae.
AUGGCAUCAAGAAUUUCCACGAGACAAUUCGCCAGGGGCCUUUCCCGAGGCUCGUCAUCUCCUCUUGUCUCUUCACAGCUAUCGAACCAUGCCCGGUAUUUGGCUACCCCAGCCCAUCCCGUGACGCAAGAUGCGACGGGCUCCAAGGGACCAACGGCCAUGGUCUUUCUCAACAUGGGCGGACCUUCUACGCUCCCUGAAGUAGGAAGCUUUCUAAGUCGACUUUUUGCCGACGGUGACUUGAUUCCAUUGGGCAGACUGCAGUCAUAUAUCGGGCCAUUGAUCUCGGCGCGAAGAACACCAAAGAUCGUGAAGCAGUAUGACGCUAUUGGAGGCGGCUCACCGAUUCGAAAAUGGUCAGAGUACCAGAACGAAGAAAUGUGCAAGAUUCUGGACAAGAUCUCGCCGGAGACUGCGCCGCACAAGCCAUACGUCGCUUUCCGCUACGCAGAUCCAUUGACCGAGGAGAUGUAUCACAAGCUGCUGGCAGAUGGCUUUGGAAAUGGCAAGGGUGGCAGAGCUGUCGCCUUCACCCAAUAUCCGCAAUAUUCCUGCUCCACGACCGGCAGCAGUCUCAACGAGCUGUGGAAAUGGCGCCAGAGACUGGAAGGCAAGACGGCUUCAGAAACUGGCAAUGGUACCAUCAACUGGAGCGUCAUUGACCGGUGGCCUACUCAUCCUGGCCUUGUGGAGGCGGUUGCCCAGAAUAUCGAAGCAAAGUUGCUAGAGUACCCCGAGGAGCGGAGGAGCAAGGCCAUUCUCCUCUUUUCAGCGCACAGCUUGCCUAUGACAGUAGUCAACAGAGGUGACCCAUAUCCGGGCGAAGUUGCCGCUACUGUUCAAGCAGUGAUGGAACGACUAAAGUUUUCCAACCCUUACAGACUAUGCUGGCAAUCGCAGGUCGGCCCGCAGCCUUGGCUGGGACCCCAGACGUCUCACACGGUGGAAAACUACAUUGAAAAGGGCCAAAAGGACCUGCUUCUCAUUCCCAUUGCAUUCACCUCUGACCACAUUGAAACGCUCUAUGAGCUCGACAUUGAAGUCAUUGGUGAGAGCGGCCACACUGAUACCGUCAAGCGAGCGGACAGCUUGAACGGCAGCCCGGUGUUCAUCAAAGGGCUUGCGGACCUCGCAAAGUCACAUCUUGAUUCUGGGGUGGCGUGCUCGCAACAGAUGGGCCUCCGAUGUCCCGCAUGCAAGAGCGAGAGAUGUGCAGAAUCCAAAAAGUUCUUUGCUAGCCAGCAGGCCGCGAUUUCGUCCGUAUAA